Molecule: messenger RNA, 1338 nt
Organism: Notodromas monacha
Lineage: Eukaryota; Metazoa; Arthropoda; Ostracoda; Podocopida; Cyprididae
Source: the annotation of a GenBank genome assembly
AUGUUCAGUUCGUGCAGAUUUCCCUUUACGUUGUUGGGAACCCGACAGAAAUCUCGGGAAGUGCGUGUCGUUCGUUUCUGUUGUCGAGCAGCACAGGCAUGGAAAGCUCCAAAUCGGAAACUGCUUGUUUCCGAUUACGAAGUUUCAAGAUGUAGGACCAAGACGGUGGAACGGGUUUCAGUGUUCAUGCGCAAGGCCUGUGCUUCAUCUCCGCGUAUCCCUUGGUCGCACCAGCGUGCUUUUAGUACUUCGUGCGUCGCUCAGAGUGAUCCGUCUAGAAUUGAAGUUGUUCCUAGCGUCCCUUAUAUUCCUGAACUUCCUCCGCUCCCAACGGAUGCCGAAACGAACCUUGUGAAUGAAGUGUUACCUCAAGCUUUGAACGCUCUAGGAGAGCCUACCCUUGCAAGCUUGGGUCUUGGGAGUAACUGGCCUGCAGGCCUCGUCCAACAGCUCCUAGAAGCCAUCCAUGUUCACCUUGAUAUACCCUGGUGGGGUGCAAUAACGAUUAUCACCGUCGCCGUUCGUAUGCUUGUGUUCCCCUUAGUGAUCAGCGCGCAGAGAAACGGUGCGCAUAUGACAAACAAUCUGCCGCAGAUGCAGGUCAUCCAAAUGAAGCUCACGGAAGCCAGGCAAUCGGGGAAUUUCAUGGAAUCAACCCGUUAUGCCCAUGAGCUGAUGGCGUUCAUGAAAGAGAAAAACAUUAGUCCUUUAAAGAAUAUGAUGGUUCCCUUAGCGCAAGCUCCUGUUUUCGUCUCAGUGUUUAUUGGACUCCGGAAGAUGGCGAACUACCCGGUGGAGAGCAUGACCACAGGAGGCAUGUUAUGGUUUACAGAUCUAACCGUCCCUGAUCCGUUCUACGCCUUGCCUUUGAUCACAUGUUGCACAAUGUACUUGACAAUCAAGCUUGGCGCGGAUGGUGCAUCUUUGGCAAACCAGCAAGCUGCAAUGGCGAGGACGGUGUUGAAAUUCAUGCCGAUAGCGAUUUUUCCUUUCAUUAUGAAUUUUCCGGGAGCGAUAUUGGUUUACUGGGUUUCGACGAAUUUCAUAUCUCUCGCCCAAGUUUCUCUUUUGAGAAUCCCGACGAUUAGAGCGUAUUUCAAGAUUCCAAAGCAGGCUAAAAUUGAUGUUGACGCUUUGCCCAUGAAGCAGAAGAGUUUCGGGGAAGGUUUGAAGGACUCAUGGUCAAAUAUGAAGAUUGCCAAACAGCUCGAGGACCGACAACGUGUGGACGACUUGAAGUUCAGAGAUGCGGGUACAGGUCCACUGGUGAAGACUUACAAGUACGAUCCAACGAAGCAAAAAUUGGAAGAUGUAGCGCUCAAGGGUCGGCAGAGCUAA